AGCGUCUCAGUUAUUUAAAUAAGAUCUGUUAAUUGACAGAUAUUUCGUCUUGAGUUGAUGAUAAUAAUUGCUUGGCGUCAGGAUUGGCUUGGAUAUCCUGCUGUGUGACUGUGUAUCGAAGCACGUCUUGUUACCCAAGGUGUGUAAAGGCCAGGGCCAGCUGACAGGUGUGUAGUGGUGAUGGCGGUGGUUAUCCGCCUGCAAGGCCUGCCCAUCGUGGCGGGCACCAUGGACAUACGGCACUUCUUCUCCGGCCUCACCAUACCGGAUGGGGGGGUUCACAUAGUGGGGGGGGAGCAUGGCGAGGCCUUUAUGGUGUUCGCCACGGACGAGGAUGCCAGGCUAGGUAUGAUGCGUACAGGUGGGGCCAUCAAGGGCUCCAAGGUGUCCCUCCUGCUCAGCAGCAAGACUGAGAUGCACAACAUGAUCGAACUGAGCCGCCGCCGUUUCGAGACAGGUAGCGGCGAGACCGCUGCCGGUAACGGCAGCCGGCCGGGAGGACCCCCCGCCAGCACUGCUGGGAGUGGGAGGGGCUUUAGCAACACCACCACCGCCACCACUGCACCCUCUGGCCAUGACAGCGGUGGCAACAAGAACCCAUCCACUUAUGCCUCCUCCUCUGGCAGCAUGCCGCCAAGCUUCAGCAACAACUACAGCAGCCCCGCCAUCACCACUCUGGCCUCCCACAACUCCGGCCCCCCUCCCAUCCCCUCCCUGCCCCCCAUGCCUACCAUCCCUCCCAUGCCAGUCCCUCCUCCCGUUUCCUCCCUCCCACCUGUCCCGACCGUUUCCCCCCUCACCCAGGGGCCACCUGUGCCCCCUAUGUCCCAUCUUUCCCACAUGUCAGCCAUGCCUCCCUUCAACCCCGGCGUGCCACCCCCUGGUGGCAUGACCCAAGGCCUGCCCUUGGGGACGCCAAACCAUAUGUUCCUUGGCCAUAUGAACCCCCUGGCCUCCCUCAAUCUGCAAGCACACAUGAAAGCUGCCGUAGGUGGUGCUGCAGGUCUUGGCGGGCCACCUGUAGGUCUUGGGCCAGAUGAUCUGUAUGCCCAUCUCCAAGGACUUCCCUUCACAGCCACAGAGAUGGACAUUCGAGAUAUGUUCCAGGGCCUGGGGCUCGACUCGAUCCGCCUACUGAGAGACAACAUGGGCCGCAGCAGUGGUCGAGCCCUGGUCAAGUUCUUCUCCCCCCAGGACACGUUCGAGGCGGUAAAACGCGGUGGCGCCCUCAUGGGCCAGCGAUUUGUGGAGAUCAGCCCCGCUUCUGAGCGACAGUGGGCAAGCGUUGGUGGGCCGGCCCACUCCAAACCCAACAACAACAACCAGCAGGAGUCCCAGGACCAACAUCGACGUGGCAGCAUGACGUCGGCCUCUCCCGGGGGCCGGGGGGAGCGUGGGCGGUCCCGCUCUCCACAAAAGCCGGAGUUCUGUGUUUACCUAAAAGGCCUGCCUUACGAAGCAGACAAGAAGCAGAUAUUCGACUUCUUUAAGAACCUGGAGAUCGUAGAGGACAGCCUGUAUAUCGCCUACGGUCCUACCGGCCGUGCCACGGGGGAAGGCUUUGUUGAAUUCAAGAAUGAGAUGGACUACAAGGCAGCCCUCGGUUCACACAUGCAGUACAUGGGCAGUAGGUUCAUUCAGGUCCAUCCCAUCAGCAAGAAAGGAAUGUUCGAGAAGAUUGACUCCAUCCGUAAACGCAUGCAGGGCUCCCAGGGUGAACAGAAGAACAGCUCCGACCCGGCCAAAGGUGCCAGGAACUGCGGCCACAUAUCCAACAUCCCCUACAAUGUGUCAAAGAAGGACGUACGCCUGUUUCUGGAGGGGGUCGGGGUGUUUGAGGACAGCCUGAAGGUUCUAGUGGACGGGAACGGUAACGGAUUGGGCCAGGCUGUGGUGCAGUUCCGUUCCGAAGACGACGCUCACAACGCCGAACGGCUCCACCGGCAGAAACUGAACGGCAGGGACGCCUUCGUGCACCUGGUCACCUUCGAGCAGAUGAAGGAGAUCGAGAGAAACCCUCCACCCCAGGUCAAGAGGGGGCAGGGUAAGGUUCAGGGUCAGGGCAGCUCCCAGGUUCAGGUUCACGCACAGGCCCAUGCACAGGCCCACGUUCAGGCCCAAGCGAACCCCUUCGGCAUGACAGGAGAAGAGUUCAACUUCCUCAGAAACACAGUAGGGAACCUAAACAAUGGGCCAUUCGUAGGCCCGUUUCCAGGCCCAGGUAAUGGCCUAGCGGGGCCCCCUCCACUGCCCCCCCUGGCAGCAGGUCUGGGGGACGUGGGUCUAGGCCUUCCCCCUCCCCUGGUGGGACACAUGCCAGGCCCUAUUCUGGAACCUCCAGGGUUCCGGCCCGGCAAUUCUAGUGGACCUCCAGGUUUUGGUCAGCCGCCAUUCGACAACAAUUCUAGAAAGAAUGGAGGCCAGGGGCGAGGGGGUGGAAGUGGAGGGGGGGGGGGAGGAGGACAGGGUCGGGGUGGGGGAGGAGUACCGGGAGCUGACCCCCUCAGAGGACAGGGGGCUGCAGGGCCAGGAAACCCCCGCGGUGGGGGACCCACCAUCGUCAAGAUCCAGAACAUGCCGUUCACAGUGACUGUUGAUGAAAUCAUGGACUUCUUCUACGGAUACCAGGUGCUCCCUGGGUCUGUUUGCCUACAAUUCAGUGAAAAGGGCCUGCCCACUGGGGAGGCGAUGGUGGCUUUCGAGUCCCACGAUGAGGCCAUGUCCGCCGUCAUGGACCUCAAUGACCGCCCGAUAGGCGCCCGCAAGGUCAAAAUCAGUCUAGGCUAACUGACUCUCUCCCAGUGGUAAGAGCCUCUUGUUGAAAUGCUGAGGUAUCUCACAAUCUCUCUCUCCUUUUUCCCUUUGUUGAAAUUCUUUACAAAAGUACAAUUAUUUAGUAGCAAAAUAUGAAAUGACAAAAAAAAAAAAAAAGUGCUGCAUCACUUUGAUGUAUGAAGAUGCUUUACUGUAGCGGUUCUGCGUGGAUUUCCUGUUGGUUUUCAGCUGGCCAUGACAUGGUGAUGAUGUAGGAGCUGGAAUCCAAUCAUGUCCAGAGGUGAAGCAUGCGAUAUGAGUGUUUCUCUCAAACAGACUUGAUGACAGACACAGGUCUGGAUGCAGGAGUGUGGGUGGAGAUAACUGAAGGGUGGUGCUUACUCCAUCCUAUUCUUGAGGCAUGUUAGAUGAGUUUCUCAUAAUGACGAUGUGACUCCUAACCCUAACCUGUGUCUGCUGUAGGUUGAACUUUAGCUCUUCCUCUCCUCUUUCUGAAACUUUCAUAAAAGGGGUUUCCUCUACACCUGCUGCCAUGCAAGGUGCCACAGAGGUCACAAUUUUGCUCAAAGCUGUUUUCCCACCCACUGUCAAUAAAUGCAAAUGUCAAUGUUGUUGCUCUCUUGUGUGAAAGAAACUGUAGUGCUUGUUUCUUCAAUGUUAGAUAUGACUGAUUUUUUUUAAUCUUCAGAGUUAUUGCAGCCUGACCCAUGAAAGCUCUCUCUGCCUCCGUUUUCUUUGAACCUAUAAGCUGCUGUUUCCCAGAUGUAGAUUGUGUAGCGUUGUAGUGUCAUCUCAUCAGAACAACUGUUAAGUUUCAUUCAUUCGACGUGGCAGCAAAUGAACUCAUUGGGUGUGUGUAUAUAGCCUCCUGUCCUACACUUUUGUCAAUAAAAUGGCAUUCCUGAUAUCAUUUAUCUAA
Messenger RNA from Osmerus eperlanus (European smelt), 3694 nucleotides. It is a transcript of the gene rbm12, whose product is annotated as RNA binding motif protein 12. Gene Ontology annotation, molecular function: RNA binding. The record is from RefSeq and is a predicted model, not a curated record. The transcript has 3 exons. The coding region runs from base 181 to 2787 and encodes 868 amino acids. NCBI's taxonomy places the organism in Eukaryota, Metazoa, Chordata, Actinopteri, Osmeriformes, Osmeridae. Gene Ontology annotation, cellular component: ribonucleoprotein complex.